UACAUCUCUCUCUCUCUCUCUCUCUUCUCUUUGAGGUGGGGGAGAGAGAGAAAGGAACAGAGUGUGUCAUCAAAAACUACGCCUUUAAACUGUUGAAGUCUUGUCCUUUCUAAAUCUGUUUCUGGGUGUUUUGCCCUUUCCUUCCAAAUUUCCAUCUUUGUAUAAAACUUUGUAUUCUUUGAGGGAGAAAACAGUGACUUUGUUAGGACCACAAUGUCUGUGAAGAGUAGGGGAGAGCUUGCUGCUAAGCAUGUUUUAUCAAGGAACUUGGCUCUCUUGCUUUGUUUUGCUAGCUUCUGUGCAGGGAUGUUCUUCACCAAUAGGAUGUGGAUGCUGCCUGAUGCCAAAGGCAUUCCGAGGACAUCUAUAAUCGGGGUUGAACAAUCUCUGAACUGUGAUCAAAAAAUUAAGUCCUUAAACAAUGAAGCCAAUAGCUCUGGAGGCAUUUCAGGGUCCCAACAUUCUAUUCAGACUCUGGAUAGAUCCAUUUCAGAUUUGGAGAUGAAAAUAGUGGCUGCUAGGGCAGAGCGUGAGACAAUUAUGAAAGACCCUAUGAUAUCAGAAGACUUGAAGAAUGUUAAAUCAACUUUAAAAAGAAAAUAUUUUAUGGUCAUAGGGAUCAAUACAGCUUUUAGUAGCCGUAAGCGGAGAGAUUCAGUGCGUGUGACUUGGAUGCCUCAAGCUGAGAAGCGAAAAAAAUUGGAGGAAGAGAAAGGCAUCAUUAUUCGCUUUGUUAUAGGUCACAGUUCAACAUCAGGUGGUAUUCUUGAUAAAGCCAUUGAAGCCGAGGAAAAGGUGCACGGAGACUUUUUGAGAUUGCAACACAUUGAGGGCUACCUGGAGUUGUCAGCCAAGACAAAAGCUUAUUUUGCCACUGCUGUUUCCUUGUGGGAUGCGGAAUUUUAUGUCAAAGUUGAUGAUGAUGUUCAUGUAAAUCUAGCAACACUUGGUUCAACUUUAGCUGGACAUAGUAAUAAACCUCGAGUUUAUAUCGGCUGCAUGAAGUCUGGUCCUGUUCUUGCUCGAAAGGGAGUGAAAUACCAUGAACCUGAGUACUGGAAAUUUGGUGAAGUGGGAAACAAAUAUUUUCGACAUGCUACAGGGCAACUGUAUGCUAUAUCAAAAGAUUUGGCCACUUACAUAUCAAUAAAUCAGAAUGUACUGCAUAAAUAUGCUAAUGAAGAUGUUUCAUUGGGAUCUUGGUUUAUCGGUUUAGAUGUGGAGCAUGUUGAUGAUAGGAGACUCUGCUGUGGUACUCCACCAGAUUGUGAAUGGAAAGCUCAAGCUGGUAACAUCUGUGUCGCUUCUUUUGACUGGAGGUGCAGCGGGAUUUGCAGGUCUGUAGAGAGGAUCAUGGAAGUUCAUGAACGUUGUGGUGAGGACAAGAAUGCUUUAUGGAGCACAAACUUUGUGCAAACAACGAGCAGUUCUUUCUAACUGAGGAAAGAUAUAUACAAAGGGAGCAGGCAUAGGGAUGCUUUUUGUUUCCCUUCAUUUUUUUCCCUUUCCCACACUCAUAUUGCACUCAUAUUUCAUGGGUGUAAAGAAUGUGUAAUAUAUAGUAGAAACAUACUAUAGUAAUCGAAGAGAGGCACCUUCCUGCCGGGGACCCCUCUACUUCAUCAGAGGAUGCCAACCCCCCAACUGCAGUAAGAAAGAACAUUGAAGACAAAACUGCCUCAACCACAUUCUUUGAAAAUGGUGGGAGGGCUGCAUUACAAGUUCUCUGCCAUGGUGAUAUGAGAUCCAUGAUAGUAGUAGUAAUUUUUGUUGGCAUCAUUUUGCUGCCUCACUCAAUAAAAUCAAUAUAUUACA
Theobroma umbraticum is the source of this 1815-nucleotide messenger RNA. Its product is annotated as Galactosyltransferase family protein. Gene Ontology annotation, cellular component: Golgi membrane. Gene Ontology annotation, molecular function: galactosyltransferase activity. The record is from RefSeq and is a predicted model, not a curated record. Lineage: Eukaryota; Viridiplantae; Streptophyta; Magnoliopsida; Malvales; Malvaceae.